Penicillium brevicompactum is the source of this 1332-nucleotide messenger RNA. RefSeq lists its product as uncharacterized. The coding region runs from base 1 to 1332 and encodes 443 amino acids. NCBI's taxonomy places the organism in Eukaryota, Fungi, Ascomycota, Eurotiomycetes, Eurotiales, Aspergillaceae. The record is from RefSeq and is a predicted model, not a curated record. The transcript has a single exon.
AUGGCUUCUCCGAAUUCCCUCCCAACAUACAACGCCAGAUACCAACCAUCCCGGCCAAUGUCCCGAUCCACGGUUGCACGUUCGGGUUCUAGACGGGUAUCGCCAUCAACACAAGCCGCACCAAAACACUACUCCGCAGGCGACAGUUCCGACGAAGAGGUCCCCGAACCGAAAUUCAGUGCAUCCGUUAAAGCGCUGUUACAUGGCGAUGGACUUAGCUCGUCACCGCACCUCCACAAGGCUCAACCGGUGUCGCAGGAACGAAUUGCGACUUCGAGGCAAAGUCGGUCCCCUCGCACCUCAUCGCCUCACGAUUCAUCCAAUGGAAGCCCGGCACCAAGAGUUGUUCGCAUAGGCGCCAUUUCAUCCGGUGCCAGAUUCUCACGCGAAAGCUCCCCGCUUUCCAACAGCCAGAGCGCUGAACCGGAACACCACAGCCACCCUAAUGAUUUUGUUACCCCAGCCCCCCGACAACGCAGUGUUCGUAUCAAUGUAUCGCGCAGUAACUCGAAUUCUCCCGCUUCUGCCUCGCCAUCCGGAAGGCGUUCGGCAGAACGUAAUUCGGGCGAUGAAUACGGCAGUGCUGAGCGCUCUGACAGUGAUCGCAAGUCCCACUACGACGAUGAUCCGGCAUCCCGGUAUAUUCCGUCCUCAGCCCUCCGGGGGCGUGGUGGCGAAGAGAUAGCACCUCACAGCUCAUUGCGCGUGAAGCGAGUCGGUCGGCUUGCGGGCAGUUUCCUCAAUGGCCCCGCUCGGAGAGGUGUUCUGAGGCGACAGAGUGAAGAGAGCAACGAAGAAAACAACAGAUAUCUUUCGGCGGAUGGCGUUCAGGAAGACGUGGAAGGAGAAGAAGCAAACGCCGAAUAUCAGACUCGCAACCCUGCCAAAUCUUCAUCACCCAAGGUCUCCUGGGCGGAUCCCAAUCCGCCCGUUUCACGCGAGUCCCUUCGCUCCGAGUAUCCCUUUCGCCCGGCUGAGGUUGAGGGUCCAUUCUCAAGAUCAUCAUCACCGAAGUCUUAUGGAUCCAAGUCAACACCUGGUUCAUCCGAAGUAUCAUCAAAGUCAUCUAUUGCGAAGGAACAGCCUGUCUUCAAGGUUCCUUCAAUACCAAAUCUGCCGUCGGUUCGUGACCAGGAAAAUGAGCCGCCACCAACGUUCCGCCGCAACAAGCCCCAAGGUUUGAAUGUGAUGGACAAACCCGACAAGUACAACGUCGUUUACGAUACCGAAAAGAAAGAUGCAGUCGAAACUCCAGCUGGAAGCUCGGCACGGAAGAUACUCGCCACUAAGAGCAACAACACGCCUCACAGGGCCGCACCUCCUCCCCCCUAA